Messenger RNA from Mizuhopecten yessoensis (Yesso scallop), 1322 nucleotides. Its product is annotated as solute carrier family 25 member 45-like. Lineage: Eukaryota; Metazoa; Mollusca; Bivalvia; Pectinida; Pectinidae. Gene Ontology annotation, cellular component: mitochondrion. The coding region runs from base 373 to 1263 and encodes 296 amino acids. The transcript is spliced from 6 exons. The record is from RefSeq and is a predicted model, not a curated record. Gene Ontology annotation, molecular function: transmembrane transporter activity. Gene Ontology annotation, biological process: transport.
CACUGAACAAAGACUCUACGUACAGUCGUAUCCAUACUAGUGAAGGCGAUUACCUACUGGCCUUGGUAAGAAGUGAGCUAACCUAUCAUACCCGGCUAAGUAAACACAAGCUUGACCUCGUUUAUGUUCCAUGUUAACCUAGGCCAUGUCAGCCGUGUGGACAACAGCUAACGGUAUGAUACUGAUGACAGCGGAACUACGGUGACAAAAGGAAAGUCAUACGGCCACUACAGAUGGAGGAAACCAAUAUCAUGCACUUCCGGUAGGCAGAUACAGUGGUCUGUCCAGUACUUCCAGUAAAGCCGUCCAGACCCAGUUUUAAACUUGCAGUGGAGACAUAUUGAGAAUCAGCACACUAUUGGGAUAUGAGACAUGCCUAGUCACCUGAUAAACGACUAUAUAGCGGGAGCUAUCGGAGGUUCUGCAGGUCUGUUGGUCGGACAUCCCUUUGAUACGACAAAGGUAAAACUACAGACGCAACAUGGGAGUCAGCUCAAGGGAACUGUGGCGAUGGCUUCGAACAUUUUCAAGCAGGGCUUGACUGCUGGAUUCUUCCGAGGGCUGUCCUGGCCACUCAUGUCGUACGGCGUUGUUAACUCCGUCCUGUUCGGCGUCUACGGUAACACACUGAAGUUCCUCGACAAAGACAAGGACACUAAGAAGUCAUCCUACCUCAAUAUUUACCUGGCAGGAUGUGUAGGGGGCGCUGCGCAACUAAUUCCUGUCAUACCUACUGAUUAUGUCAAAGUAGUUUUGCAGUCCCAGAUUGUUCCGGAUACACACGGAACAAAAGUUCACACACCAGGCAAGGAUCCUUAUUUCAAGGGACCAAUACAAUGCGCUAAGCACGUGUACAGAACCAAGGGAUUAUCAGGAUUAUACAAAGGUGGCGGCGCCAUGUUUUGGCGAGAAGUGCCGUCUUACGGACUCUUUCUGCUUGUCUAUGAGUCCUUCAGUGAAGGUCUGAAAAGUAAGGGCUGGACUGACUCCAAGGGGUUCAUAGCGGACUUCAUUGCUGGUGGCUGUGCCGGAAGUAUAACUUGGUUCUCAAUAAUGCCGAUUGAUGUCGUUAAGAGCCGUUACCAAGCAGAUCUGCUUGGCCAGUACAAUGGGCCGUUGGAUUGUGCAGUCAAGAGCUACAAGGCAGAAGGACUCCGAGUGUUCUACAGGGGCUGUGCCGUGACUUGUGUCCGAGCGUUUCCAGUGAACGCUGUGACGUUUGUAGUAUACUCACAAAUACUCCAGUACCUUGACAGUAGAUGACACAUUCUAGGCAUAGCAAUUGUUUAUAUAAUUUAUACAUUAAAACGUACUGCGUUUCC